UAAUUAGCUCAAGCACCUUUUAAGAAAGAGGUAGAGGAGUUGCAACAAAGGAAAUAAAAAUAAAGCUAUAAAAAGCCCAAUCUUUCUCUUGUCCUUCCUCAAGACACAUAUUCUUGUGUCUAACAGAAAUUCAACAUGUACUUUUUAAAGCAUUCUUCUGUAAUUUCCGGUCUAACGAUCGUAGCUGCGGCUGCUAUGCUUGGAAAUGCAGCACCAGUGGAUGACACAGCAUCAUCAUCCACACCUCUUACAACUAUACAAAGUCAAAAUGAUUUUUGUUUAUUCCUUCCUCCUCAGCCAGGAUUGGAAGUCGCUGUGAAUGAGAAUAACGGGAUUCCAUUCUGUACAAAGCAAGACCUUGUGCCCAAUGCAAAAGAAUUCCCUGAAGGGUUUAUCACAACGGCUCACUAUUUAAAGUCCAAUUCUUAUGUACAGAUCACAGGCUUCUUUGAUAGAGAUAAAUAUCAACUUCGAGCCAACGAUGGCGGUGGACAAUAUGAUAAUCAUGCCAAGGGAAAGCCUGUAGGCGCCCAAUGUAAAGAUUACAAGUAUUUUGUCAGCAUGAUUGAACCUGAUAUUGACAGAUUCUGUAUUCGUUGCUGCCAGGAAGAGAGCGACUGCAAUACAGGCAGAUCUGGUUACGGUUGUCUUCGUAUUAUCGAUGGUGAUUACACACAAGAUAACAACUUUGUCAGCUCCAGCAAUACAACAGAUAAUGACAGUACAGAAGCAGCGCCCUCUCAUAUGAAUACGGAUAUGAACAGCGUCCUUGCCGACUUGGACAAUCUUCCUGCGUCCUCUUCAGCAGUAUCUUCGCCAGAGACGAGCCAUGCUACUACUAGCGAUGACACCAAUGAUACUGUUUCUGCAUCAGCGAACAACGUGAAUGGGGCUAUUGCCUCUGAGAUCCAAAAACUCCAAGAAUCCAACCAGAAUGGCUCUCUUACUGUCGAUCAAGUCCAGACUGAGUGGAACGCUUUUUCCUCUCGAUUAGCAUCACAAUAUCCUGAAGUAGCAAUUCAAAUUAAUGAAUUAAAUGCAAUUGCAUCAGGAUUAACGACUUUGGACCAAUGGCAGGCCUUUUUUGAUUUGAUUUCCAAGAAAAUCAUUCAACUUCAACAACAACAACAACAACAACAACAGCAGCAGCAGCCAGGUAGCCAAGACCAAAACUCUAACAAUACUCCUUCUGCCAAUGAUAUUCCUACUAGUGAUGCUAGUACUACCACAACACCAACUGAAUCCAGCGAGCCUAGUGGCUCAUUAACUGGUACUAAUACAAAUGAGGACCUGGAUUGGUUACUAAACCAGCGUAAUAGCCAUGAAAACCAAGCUACUUGGUAGUCUCGUUUGUUUUUUUGUAAUAUCUCCUCUCUACUUUUUGUCAUUUAAUAAAGUUAUAAUAACUUAUAGAUCAUGUAACCCCAAUAUGGCACGUAUUGUUCUUUCUAUUUAAUUGUAUGACAUUGAUACUCCUAUUCUCAUGUAUGUGUAUGUAUUAGUUCAAAAAUGUGCUGUAAUAAUGGAAUGCAAAAUCUUAUAAACAAAAGAAAAAAAAAAAAAAAGAAAUUAAGAAA
Messenger RNA from Mycotypha africana, 1577 nucleotides. RefSeq lists its product as uncharacterized. The record is from RefSeq and is a predicted model, not a curated record. Bases 136 to 1344 code for a protein of 402 amino acids. The transcript has 3 exons. Lineage: Eukaryota; Fungi; Mucoromycota; Mucoromycetes; Mucorales; Mycotyphaceae.